CAUUUGUUCUCAAACAGCGUGUCUGGCUGUAUAUAUGAAAAAAUAUAGCUGCCUUCAUAUUUGGAGAUUAUUUGCAUUAAAAAGUUAUAGGCUACUGUAUGCAGACUAUAGCAUUGUGUUUCAUAAAUCAUGCAGGGGCACCUCAGAAAGCCCCAACAUUACGUAACGAUCACAUUGCAUGGAUUGCAGUAUCUUGGAGUGGCCUCUGGCUGUGAUCUGAAGUAUUGAAUUAUUGCGCGGCCAUUUUUGAGUUGAGAAAUUUGGAGCUCACUUGAAUCAGCGUUGCUCGUCAACAAACACUAGAGCUGAAACGACGCGAUAACGAACAGAAAACACAACAAACAUGCGUCUUUACCAAACUACGCGGUUAAAACACAUCUGCAUUGGAAAUGUAACGGUGUCUAGAGUUAAGGAACGUUACAAAACAGUGAGUGCUGUAGGUUCAAGAUGUUUGUUGGGUCUGAAGUUUUCAUGCACAGGUGUGUCUGGACCAUGUUACCUGCAGAAGGUACAGACAGAUAUCUGGAAUGGGUUGAUUUAUACAACAAACAGAGCUUAUAACACAUACAGGAAACAUUUUAUUCGUACCUUUUCAUCAAAAUACACAUAUGAAGACGCGUUCGGCCUGGCACGUGACAACCCCGAAAAGUUCUGGAGUGAAGCGGCAGAUGGUAUCACUUGGUUUGAACACUGGACUCAGACUCUGGAUAAUACGGAUACAGUGUUUCCAAAAUGGUUUGUUGGAGGAAAGCUGAACAUGUGUUAUAAUGCUGUCGAUCGGCAUGUGGGGGAUGGAAGAGCCGAUCAAGCAGCUGUCAUUUAUGACAGUCCGGUUACGGGCACUAAACAGGUCAUCACAUACAGAGAAGUGCAGGAGCAGGUGUCCAGGUUGGCGGGUGUCCUGGUGAGGCAUGGUGUGAAGACGGGCGACCUGGUGGUGAUCUAUAUGCCUAUGGUUCCUCAGGCCAUGUUCACCAUGCUGGCAUGUGCCCGUAUUGGUGCCACCCACAGCCUCAUAUUUGGAGGAUUUGCCUCCAAAGAGCUCUCCUUCCGCAUCGACCAUGCUAAGCCCAAGUUGCUGGUGACAGCAUCAUUUGGCAUCGAGCCGGGCAGAAGAGUAGAGUACAUUCCCCUGGUUGAGAAAGCUCUGGAGCUCAGCAGUCACAAACCACACAAAGUCCUCAUCUACAACCGUCCCAGCAUGGAAAAGGUGUCUAUGUGUCCUGACCUGAGCUUGGACUGGGAGGAGGAGAUGGCCACUGCCCGCCCUCACGACUGUGUGUCCGUCCCCGCUCAUCAUCCUCUGUACGUCCUGUACACCUCCGGCACUACUGGUACUCCUAAGGGUGUCGUCAGAGAUUCAGGAGGAUAUGCUGUGAUGUUAAACUGGACCAUGUCUAACAUUUACGGACUAGCUCCUGGUGAGGUCUGGUGGACUGCGUCUGACCUUGGCUGGGUGGUGGGCCACUCGUAUAUCUGCUACGGUCCACUUCUACAUGGCAACACCACUGUGCUCUACGAGGGCAAACCUGUGGGGACUCCGGACCCUGGGGCCUUUUUCCGUGUGAUGUCUGAGCAUGGGACAGCCUCCAUGUUUACCGCACCCACUGCUAUCAGAGCCAUUCGCCAACAAGACCCUCAGGCAGAACACGGCAAACAGUAUCCGCUCAGCAGGCUGAGAAACUUGUUUGUUGCUGGAGAACGCUGUGAUAUAGAGACCCUCCAAUGGGCCAAGAGGAGUUUUGGAGUUCCAGUGAUGGAUCACUGGUGGCAAACUGAAAGUGGCUCUUCCAUCACUGCGUCUUGUGUUGGUCUGGGCUGCUCACUCACUCCCCCUGCUGGUACAGCUGGCAAAGCCGUGCCCGGAUACAACGUGACAGUGAUUGAUGAUGAAAUGCAACAGGUGAAACCAAGGACUCUUGGAAAUAUUGUGGUAAAGCUUCCUUUGCCUCCGGGGGCAGCUCUCAGUCUCUGGCAGAAUCAGAUGCUGUUUAAGGAGCUGUACUUCACUAAGUUCCCU
Molecule: messenger RNA, 2020 nt
Organism: Sinocyclocheilus grahami
Lineage: Eukaryota; Metazoa; Chordata; Actinopteri; Cypriniformes; Cyprinidae
Product: acyl-CoA synthetase short-chain family member 3, mitochondrial-like
Exons: 12
Cellular component (GO): mitochondrial matrix
Molecular function (GO): propionate-CoA ligase activity
Source: RefSeq, a predicted model, not a curated record